Messenger RNA from Telopea speciosissima, 2797 nucleotides. RefSeq names its product autophagy-related protein 13a. The record is from RefSeq and is a predicted model, not a curated record. The coding region runs from base 667 to 2553 and encodes 628 amino acids. Gene Ontology annotation, cellular component: phagophore assembly site; cytosol; extrinsic component of membrane. Lineage: Eukaryota; Viridiplantae; Streptophyta; Magnoliopsida; Proteales; Proteaceae. Gene Ontology annotation, biological process: protein localization to phagophore assembly site; autophagosome assembly; piecemeal microautophagy of the nucleus. The transcript is spliced from 3 exons.
CUGUUGUGUAUUUUGAUGUCUGAAGCAUAUGAGUCUAAUUCUUUAUUAUCUUUUAUUUUCUUCAUUCUUUAAGAGUUCGUCGUUCAUCGCGCGCGCGCUCUCUCUCUCUCCUUCCAUCGGUGUAUCCAUGGUAAGGUUUUUCACUAUAGUUUCGAGGUUCGACUCUGUGAUUCUUCGACCAGAAAUUGACGUUGAAUGAGUUGAUUCUAUUUUGCUUUACUUCUUCUCAACCCCCCCCUCUAGGAUUCUUGAACUCAAUAACAGUGUUUGAUUCAGUUUAUCGGUCUCUCCAUAAAAUUUUCCCCCUUAUUUUCUUUUGCCGAUCUGAGACCUUCUCUUCCUUUUACCUGUUAUCUGUGUAAUCUGCAAGCCACGAUUGGAUCUGCUGUUCCUGUAAGCUUCUCUAUGAAACCGACGGAAUUCAUGUUGGUGUUCCCGCUGAUGCGUCUGAAUUCCUUCGACGAUGGGUGGUUUAGGUCUUCCAAUGGGAGUUUGGGGAUCACUGACAGCCGUCAAACGUGAUAAAAGCACAUUGAAACAAAUAUGGAUCGGACCUUUUUGUAUUAAUAAAAUUUUCUCCUUCUCCACCGUCUAUCAGCUUCAUUUAUUUAAUUCUUUUCCUCCCUUUUCUCCUGGGAGGGGGAAUCAGUUCAAUAUAGUUAAGUCAUGGCUCUGCAGAAUAAUCCACAGUCCGAAUCUGGACGAUCCGAACAGAUAAUAUCACAGUUCCUCUUGAAGAGCUUACACAUUGUUUUGGAUUCAAGGAUUCCUUCUCUACGUCCGCAUGAUCAUAGUGGCGACCUGACGCCUGUGUCUCGUGUGAGGAAAAGCGACAGAUGGUUUAACUUAGCCCUUGGAGAGCGCCCCGCAGCUCUGGAGAAUUUGAAUUUCUGGCAUAGGAACGUUAUGGACCCUAUGAUAAUCGAUGUGAUACUGGUCCAUGAUGAGUCAACGUCUUCCGCUGUGGAUGAAUUCUACUCUACUUCGGGAAUGGAUGCUUCAGCAGAGACGGUUAUAGAGAGAUGGAUUGUUCAAUACGAGUCCAGGACCACGGUUCCUCAAUUGCUCGAGAGUCCUGCUUCCUAUAAGAAGAUGUAUAAGAAAUCCAUCAUACUCCUACGUUCCCUUCAUUCGACAUUGAGGCUUCUGCCAGCUUAUCGGAUAUUUCGGCAGCUAUGUUCGUCAAACCAGACAUAUAAUUUUGAUAUCAUUUAUAAGGUUUCAUCUUUCAGUGAACCGUUUUCGAGGGCAGAGGAGGAUGCCAUGAAACAUUACAGUUUUGUACCCAUAGAGGCUCCUCCUGGUCGCCUUUGUAUAUCCGUUACAUAUCGCCCCACACUAUCAGAUUUCAACCUUGAGCCGUCUGCAUUGUUGCCACCACAGAUAAUUACUGAUUAUGUUGGAAGCCCUGCAACUGACCCUCUGAAGAUUUUCUCUAGUACGGAGAAAGGUGUUCAGCCGACCUCAUUUCCAUUGCGAGGGACUCGCUCGCCCUCAUCUGCUCCAUUUCAGCGCCCACAUAGCUGGACUAGUGGCAUACAUAGAGCAGCUCCUUUCAGUCAGAAUCAUCACCUCGGUGGGUCUCCCACUGCUUACCGUAGCUCUCAUUUGCCUUCUGAUUAUCCUAUUUCUCCCCCUGACUUCUAUGGCCACAAGAUUCAAGGUUAUAGGCCUCCAACUCAUAAAAAGGGUAUUAGUUUUGAUGAAUAUCCGCUUUCUCCUCCAUUCUCAUCUUCUCCAACACCGUCUCCCCCAACAUAUUCUUCUGGUGGUAACCUCUUGCAAAAUCGUCUACGUUCAGGAAGUGCUCCUGUUAGUAUUCCGCUGCCAAUGAUGGGUAGAAAUCAUAGGUAUCUUACUCCUAACUUCUCUGACCCAAAUAGACACUCUCUUCCACCCAUGUCCCCCAGAAGCACAAAGCCUGAUCUUUCUUCCCAGGAAUCUCCAUCAGGAAGUAGGUCUUUUAGGAAGGCGGAUAUUUUAAAAGCAGGAGAGCUCUAUUCUGGGCUUACAAAUCUUUACUUGGGACAGAAGGUCUUCAAAGAUAGUAAAGACGAUUCAGGGCGAUUCACGGGAUUGGUUUCUUCAAGUGGUUCUCCGAAGAUUGGAUUUUCAAGGAGUUCUAGCCGAUUGUCUUUCCAGGAUGAUUUAGAUGAUUGCGACUUUUCUUGUCCUUUUGCUGUAGAUGAUGUUGAUUCAUCAGAUACUCAAAACAGGUCUGGCAGGAGCCUUGAAGGGAAAGAAACUACUGAGUCUACUUCACAAGUGUUCUCAUCGAGCAGAAAAUCUCAAGAUGCUGCUGUUGGCGUUCUUGUUCACAUGCUAAGGACUGCACCACCUUUACGCCAAGACCAUAGUUGUUACUCAUCUAAUUCUCCAAGUGAACUUGAGGGAGAAGCUAGUGCCGCUUCUGGUUUCUUUGUGCCCCGGAGGACAGCUGAUGCACUGGCUGAACUCAGAAGUUACAGAGAAAUGAAGGACCUACUCCUCUCUCAGAGUGGAACGUCGCUGGUUAACAAAGAAGAAUCAAAACCAGCUGAUUUUGUUGGAUAAUAUUAAUACUUCGUUAAGUAUGUUGUCUUUCAGUGGUUUUACUGCUAAUUUGUUUCCGGUAUGUCGCUACAUGUUUGUUUAACAUAGUCAACAAGGAACUCAUUCACUGGAAAGAGGGGAGAGAAAAAGAGUGAGGCAAUGCAUGUACAUACAUACUAUGACUGGAAGCUGAGAUGAUAUACAGAAAAAGAAUUCUAAUUCUGGGUCUGUUAUAGGGUGCCAGUUUGAGUCUCAGAACGAAUUA